Messenger RNA from Heteronotia binoei (common prickly gecko), 1251 nucleotides. RefSeq names its product enkurin-like. Gene Ontology annotation, cellular component: acrosomal vesicle. The transcript has 5 exons. NCBI's taxonomy places the organism in Eukaryota, Metazoa, Chordata, Lepidosauria, Squamata, Gekkonidae. Bases 39 to 812 code for a protein of 257 amino acids. Gene Ontology annotation, molecular function: calmodulin binding. The record is from RefSeq and is a predicted model, not a curated record.
AAGGUUAGGUCCAUCUGAGGAGAAGUUCCACUGGGAAGAUGACAGCCCUGUGCAGGGAAGAGAACAUUUACAACCUUCUCCCUGUGGAAGAAGAAAAGCCCUUCUUUCCCCCCAGGUAUAUCUCUGCAUUCAGGGCCUCUGUGAAAAGGGAAGCACAAGCCCAGAGUAAAGCCCCCUGCAAGACGAUGGGCAUGCCAAAAUUCCAAGUCCCCCCUCCAAAGGACUUUCUGCAGAAACAUUCAAAGACGCCAAAGCUGCCGAAACGGAAAAAAGCUCAAGGCAGUAAGAAGUCCCUGGUGCUGACUGUGCCCCCAAGAACAGAGCACCCCAUCAUGGGCAUUCAAAGCAGGAAGAAUUUCAUCACUGCAAAUGCAGCUGAAGCCAUCCUGCAGGUACCCCGAAAGCCAGCCCGGGCCUGCAUCGACAUGCGGAAGGGCGACAGGUUUCUCAUUGACGAUUCAGGACUUGUUCAGAAAUACCUCAAGAAAAAAGAUUUUGGUGCUGUCCCCAGAUACCUGGCGAAACGAAGCAAGGAUGCCAAGAGGACCAAGGAAGAGUCUGACAACCGCCUCAAAGAGACCCUCCGGCUGAAAGCCCCCCAGCGGGUGACCCAAGAAGAGAGGGAGGGCCUUCUGGAGGGCCUGAAGCAGAACUGGGAAGAGGUCAACCAGGCAUUCCAAAGCAUGUCUGUGGCAAUUGACACCAUCCCCAGGAAGCUCUACCGGGAGAAGCUGGAGACGCAGAUGAAACAGCUGGAGCACGACAUCGGCAUCCUGGAGAAGCACCAAGUCAUCUACGUGGCAAACAAGUAGCGGGCCGUUUGGAAAGAGCGGGCACGAUCCAGGCAAAGGGAAGCUCUGCCGCGUCCUGCUGCUUCCAGGGAGGGGGGGCUGCGCUUCAGGUUCUCUCAUUGGAAGCAACAGGAUCGAAGUACUUAGCUGCAAAUGGCUCAUGCUUUAUCCAAGUUGACAAUGAAACUACUUUCAAUAAGGAACGGGGGGGGGGGGGGAUUAGUUCACUCAACAAUACGAUAAGAAUUAAAGAAGAGUAUUUUAUAGGUUUACAAAAUAUUGGGUUUGAUCCUGUGAUCUGUUCUGCCUUCUCCCAGUCCGGGGCAUCUCAAAGCAGGGAGACUCCGGGGUGGGAGGAAUGCACGCCCCCCCCCCCACUACUUUGGUUUUAAAUGGGUUUUUUUAAAAUGUGCUUAAUACUCCUUGUAUUUUGCCCCAGAAAUAAAUCUCACUUGUCUUA